Messenger RNA from Priceomyces carsonii, 1629 nucleotides. RefSeq names its product cytochrome P450. The record is from RefSeq and is a predicted model, not a curated record. NCBI's taxonomy places the organism in Eukaryota, Fungi, Ascomycota, Pichiomycetes, Serinales, Debaryomycetaceae. Gene Ontology annotation, molecular function: heme binding; oxidoreductase activity, acting on paired donors, with incorporation or reduction of molecular oxygen; iron ion binding. The transcript has a single exon. Bases 1 to 1629 code for a protein of 542 amino acids.
AUGCUCGAAAAACACUUUUUACAUAUAGUGGAGACAUAUAAGCACCAUCCUUUAUUUUCAAGUAGUGCACUUUUAGGCGCUAUUUUAUUUUACUACCUUGUUGCUGUGCCGUUCUUUCUCUCUCCCUUGAGAAAGAUUCCAGGUCCAUACUGGAACCGUGUUAGUAAAUGGCCAUCACUUAAUGGACAAAGGACAAAUGAAUGGAUUGGGAAAGUAAACAGUCUUCAUCAUAAAUAUGGAGAUGUAGUAGUUUUAUCACCGUCUGAGAUCUCGGUCAAUGGCUCUCCCGACAUGAUCAAUGACAUAUAUGUCAAAAAUUUUUCCAAGGGCUGCUUUUAUGAAAACUUUCGGAACCAUGGAAAUCGAGUGAACCCAUUUUCAGAGCUGAACAAUGAGUGUCAUUUGAAGUAUAAAAAAAUUUUGAUGACCAUGUAUCUGAAGACUGCCAUCUUUUCAACACUGAAUCCAACUAGAAAACAUUUGGUAAAAAUAGCAGGCAAAUUGGUUAAAAGAGUGCGUACUGACAUGAGUGCAUCAAAGGCAAAUAACGAAGGAGCAGUUGAAGUUUUUUCACUUUUCUCUUGCUUGGCAAUGGACGUUAUUCUGGCAUUUGAGUUAGGACCUUCUUGUGGUACCGAUCUUAUUGAGAAUCUAGAGGAGAGAGAAAUCGUCAAAUUGUAUAGGGUCAGGGAUAGUGUUGCCUUUUGGACAACUUUUUUCCCUCGUAUUUUUCGGUUUAUCGCAACGAAUGAUGUCAAGAACGCUUUUAAAAAAAUCGAAAGCUGGCACUUUUCAUUAUAUUCGAAAGCUGAGGAAAAGAGUGAAUCACCUAGUAUUCGUGCAUUGAAUGGAAAAGGCUUUUUUGGAAAGGAUGCAUAUAGUUUCAUAACUGAUAAUAUUUUUGCCGGUCAUCGAACCACAGCUACUCAGCUUACUUACUUUUGCUAUGAGUUAUCUCGGCCAGUAAACAAUGUUUGGCACAGAAGACUUAAAGAGGAACUAUAUGGACACUUUGGGGUUCCAAAAAGUGAAGAUAGCGUCAUUGAUGAUCUCGAAGCAAUCGAUAAGCUUAUUGUAUUAGAUGCACUAUUGCAAGAAAAUUUGCGUGUACAUUCUUCCAUUCCUGGAGCUGAACCAAGAGUCGUCGAUCGAUCAUAUGAAGUAGAAAUCCCGGAUUGUGAUACUAUGAAAAGAAUUCUAGUUCCAAAAGGUACGGUAAUAUCUUGUCUUCCUUUUUCUAUGCAUAGACAAGAAAGCGUCUUUCCUUCUCCGGGGAAAUUCUCUCCUGAGAGGUGGUUAAAAAGUCAAAACGAAAGCGAAGAAGAGUUCAAGUCUCGAGUCUCCGGACAACAACGUUUUAUGAUGCCGUUUGGUAAAGGCAUACGUCUGUGUUUGGGGAAAAAUUUAGCCCUCAUUGAAAUCAAAAUAGCACUUGCAAACUUGUAUUGGCACUUUUCUUCCAUGAUAAGUGAUCAAUGGUGCUACGUGGAAUCUAGGAAGCCAUCCGAUAUUCUCAUGGGUCUUAAAAAUAGAGGUCUGAACAAAACGGAUGAAGAAAAAAUGGUGAUGGUUGAUUCUUACACCACACAUCCUUUGAAUGGAGAAUGUUGGUUGAGUUGGCUCUCUUGA